Molecule: messenger RNA, 1190 nt
Organism: Trachemys scripta elegans
Lineage: Eukaryota; Metazoa; Chordata; Testudines; Emydidae
Product: pulmonary surfactant-associated protein A-like
Exons: 4
Coding region: 8-754 (248 amino acids)
Cellular component (GO): multivesicular body; rough endoplasmic reticulum
Source: RefSeq, a predicted model, not a curated record
CUGAACAAUGCUGUCACUCCAGUCACUUCGCAUACUUGCAGCAGCAGUUUUUUUUCUGGUGAUGUGUCAUGCUGAGGAGAAGUGUGCAGGAAUUCCUGGAAUCCCUGGCACCCCAGGAGCCAAUGGAUUGCCUGGAAGAGAUGGCAGAGAUGGUAUGAAAGGAGACUCAGGCCCACCAGGUCCUCAGGGUCCACCCAGUGGCAUGCCAGGUCUUCCCGGAAGAGAUGGGCUUCCUGGGAUGAAAGGGCCCCAGGGUGAAAAAGGCAACAAGGGGGAGAGAGGGGAGCCUGGACCACAAGGCCUGCCUGCUUCUGUUGAUCCUGAAUUGCAAGAAAGCCUCCAGGUUUUAAACCAUCGAAUUACCAGACUGGAAGGAGUCCUUACUUUGGAAGGAAAAAUAACAGAAGUGGGAGAAAAAAUUCUCGCUACCAAUGGGAAAGAAGUCAAUUUUGAAACCACAUUAAAAGCGUGCGAACAUGCUGGUGGCUCCAUCGCCACCCCCAGAAACAAGGAGGAGAAUGAUGCUAUUUUGGAUAUUGUGAAACAGUUUAACAGAUAUGCUUAUCUGGGUAUAAGGGAGAGUGAUGUUCCAGGUGAAUUCCAGUGUCUGGAUGGGAAACCUCUGAAUUAUACCAACUGGCAUGCUCAUGAGCCAAAUGGCAAAGGAGGGGAAAAUUGUGUGGAGAUGUACACUGAUGGAGGCUGGAAUGACAAAAAAUGCAACCAGUACCGCCUCACUAUUUGUGAAUUUUAAAGCAUAUCCUCUCAGUAAUUUCAUAGUGCAGAGUCCAUGCACUAUUCUGUGUCUCAGACAUAAACAGGAGCCUGUUCUCUCAGCAAUAUAGCUAAUAUCUUCUGUGAUUAUUUUAUCUGAGAGAAACAAAAUCAUGAUGUAAUAUUUUCCUUCCUCAUGCUUACUAAGGAAAUAGUAACUAUCGAAGGUGAUUGAUUUGUAACUAGAAUUAUCUCUAAUUUGAGAUGGUGAUUAAUCAUAGUAACCAAACUCUGCCUUGUCUCACUGUGGCUGAGUAAGCUCCAGGUAAGGAUUUCAGGGUUUGGCUUAGUGUGUUUGAGGAGUCCCAUGCUAAGAUAACUUUGUACAUUCCAUUGUAGUUACAUGCCUAGAUAAUGCAGCAUAUACUAUGCAACAACAUUAGAGGAACAGGUCUCAAUCCUGGAAGGAAAUGCAC